Eurytemora carolleeae is the source of this 2470-nucleotide messenger RNA. RefSeq lists its product as uncharacterized. The record is from RefSeq and is a predicted model, not a curated record. Lineage: Eukaryota; Metazoa; Arthropoda; Copepoda; Calanoida; Temoridae.
GAUUUGGGUGCUAUACCUGAAAACAGCAUGGGUGACAACUAUACUACUGAUUUCUACAGGACCAAUGAAUGGUAUAAUAUCUGGCUGCCUGAUGAUGCAGUGCAGAAAGGCCUACAAGAUACUAAAACCGUAUACGAUGUACGAAUCAGAUAUGCAAACAAUACAAAUGCAACCUUCUCUUUCCACGGACCCCCCGGAGCGGAAGAAUAUCCAGGACCGGUCAACUGGACCAGACCUUACUUUGACUGCGGAAGAUCUAAUACCUGGAAGUUUGCUGCUGUUGUUCCUAUUGCAGAUAUUUACCCUAGACAUACACAAUUCAGACACAUUGAGUACCCUACAUAUACUGCAGUUUCAGUUAUGGAAAUGAAUUUUGAAAGGAUAGACAUAAACCAGUGUCCGUUAGGCGAAGGAAACCCUGGACCAAACAAGUUUGCAGACACAGCAAAAUGUAAAAAAGGAACAACUGAAUGUGAACCUUUACAUGGCUGGGGCUUCCGCCGAGGUGGUUAUCAAUGUCGGUGUAGGCCAGGGUUCCGCCUUCCGAAUGUAGUUCGGCGGCCAUAUCUAGGCGAGAUAGUAGAGCGUGCAAGUCCAGCACAGUAUGGAAAGCGUGGAAACUUUGACUGUAAACCAAUUGGGUUCAUUCAGAAACUACCAGUUGAAAAGACCUAUUCUCUUCCGUGGAUGCGUGAGCAGUACACAGAACAAUACUUUGAGUACAAAAACUACACCAGCCAACAAGAAUGGAGUCUUAAAUCUGUACAUCACAGGGAGUCCGUAGGCACAAAGAAGAUAAAUGUUGAUGAGGUGCUGAACUAUAUUCACAGUAUCAACCCUACCAACUGUAAAAAUAAAACUGAGGAGGACCUUCAGCUGAAGGGAGAUAUAUCAUACGGAGCAUCUAUACAAUUCGAGAAUGAAGCUCUGAUGGCAGUUAGAACUGCUAAUUUUAUAUCGGCGUUCCUACAAGUUGUAGAUCCCAAGGAGAUUUUUCCAGGAACAAGGGUUGUGGAUGAACCAUUAACAGAAGAUCAGAUGAUCGGAGAAGCUCUGGCUAUGGUGAUGGGAAACAGCAGAAUCUGGUCAGCUGGAAUAUAUUUUGAUACAAGUCAAUUUGUUGUAAAGCCUAAUCGACAGCAGGGAAACCAAGGUCCUCAGAACGAUCCAAGACAUAAUACCAGAACAUAUUUUGCUCCAUUUGCUUACAAGACAGAGUUGAACACGAGGAAAUUCAAUCUGGAGGAUCUUGCUAGAUUGAAUAACAGUGCUGAAAUCUACACGAAUGAAAAAUGGUUCAAGGCUUUAAAAUCUCGGUGGUCCAAUUACUUUGAUACUCUAGAGAAACAUUGGCUCAAAAUGUAUUUCAGAUCUCGUGACGGUGUGAACAAAACCAAAAGUGCCGGAACCCUGGAUGAUGAAAAUGCUAUUCCUGAUCCUAUGUAUCUUCGAAGAUACGAACACUUCCCAGAAUACUACAGAGCCGCAAACCUGGACCAUGGACACUGGACUGCGCCCUACUAUGACUGUAACGGGUUCUUAAAGAAAUGGAAAAUAACCUAUGCCUCGCCGUUCUUUGGGUUCAACAGUCUUAGGAACAGGAUCGAGUUCAAAGGUGCAGUUGCAGUGUCUAUGGACAUCAAGAUGCUUGACGUUAAUCAAUGCAACGGAGAAUACCAUGUAGCAAACGCGUUUAAAAGAACGCACAAGUGUGACGAAAAAACAUCCUAUUGUGUUCCAAUUGAUGGUAGAGGGUUUUUCACCGGUGGAUACAAAUGCGAAUGUAAACAGGGAUAUGAGUAUCCAUUCGAAGACCCUAUCAUCUAUUUUGACGGACAAAGGCUGGAUAAUGAGUUUCUGAACAUGGUAGAAGGAAAGAAGAAUUGGUUCGAUAUGUAUAAAUGCAGACUUGCCGGUGCUGCUACCUUGUCGUCUUCCUUUAGCAUAAUAAUGUUUGUUAUCACAAUUUUGUUUAUGCUCCGACCAGCUGUUCAAAGAUAAUCUGGAACAAUAAAUAUCAAUCAGGAAGAUUAAUCUCAAAUCACAAUUCUCAAUUUAUCAAAUUUAAAAAUGCUAGGUCUAAAAUCUUGUUAAAUAAAAUGACGGAUAUUCGUACUUGGUAUUUUCACACAAAAAAAGUUUACUUUCUAUUACAUGAUUAUUAUUUUGCGGAGUUUAACUUAAAAAAAAACUUCUUUCUAUUGUAAUAUUUAAAUCUGUCGUCAUUUCUCUUUCCAUCGCUUAAAGUAAAUGUAUAUAUAUUAUUUUUCAAAGGCAUUAAUGUAAAAACAUUCAGAUACAUUACAAAAUAGUAAUGGUUAAGUAGUUUUUUAACCCAAAAGUCUGUACAGUGUACAUACUUAACUGACGUAUAUUUUUGUACCGAAUGAAUUGGUCCUAGUUCAGUAUUCAUCAAUUUUAUACCUUUGUCCUUUAUGUAUUUUUCUAAAAAUAUAUAUUUUUGUACAUU